GUGGAGGUGCAGGUGGGGGCUAGGGGUUGACUUAGGUAAGCAAGAAGCAGGCCCCGAAAUUUUGUGUCCCCAGCGGCCAAAACGCGUAACAAAUGACAGCCCGCCCAGCGCAGCUUGGAGAAACUGCGACACCUAGUAGCAGCAGCAGCAGCAGCAGUCCACCUUGCAUUGGAGCUGGAGGUUAUUCGCACCAAAACCGAUUGCGACGCAGCGCAUCGCAGCACCACCACCGGGAAACCCAGCGGCGCCCGCCCCCCCCUCCAGAGACAGCCCACCAUGUCGGGCCAGACAAGCAAAUGGCGCGAGGAGCAGAUCCUCGUCAUCUGCCCGGGCAGUCAGACGACAAUGGCCCAGCUCGGCUGCGGCGAGCUCACUCCUCCCGUCCAUCGCUUCCCAACGCGCAUGUUCAAAGACGACGAAUCGGACGACUGGCGCCCCUACCGCACAUACAAGCGGAAGAAGGCUGUGUCGACACCCAGCGUGUCCAAUGGCGCUUCCAAUGCCACUACGACUGCGACUGCCGGUGCCACUGCCAACGGUGCGGCGGCCAAGGACGAGGAUGAGUGGGAGUAUGUUGAGGAUACAGACUCGGUCGAGGGCGCCGUGUAUCCGAUCCGAGCCGGCCGCAUCGCAAACAUGGAUGCCUUCCUAGCAUUUCUAGACCACGUGCACGGCAUCCUCACCACCACAUAUCACAACACGCCAAUCAUGUUGAUGGCUUCCCCCCAGUGGACGCGGCCCGACUGCGAGGCCAUUGCGCGCUACAUCUUUGAGAAGACGCGGACCCCGGCCCUCUGCCUCAUCAACAGCGGCAUUGCAACACAGUACGGCCUCAAGUGGCCCAACAUGACGGUCGUCGAUGUUGGAUUUGAAAAGGUCGACGUGACGUGCAUCUACGAAAGCCAGGUGGUCUCGCACUUGGACGUCGGUAGCUACCCGGGACCCGAGCGCGACGUUAGCGGCGGCGAGGUCUUCACGCGCAAGCUGGCGUCGCUGCUCAAGGCCAAGGGGUUUGACUACGAAAUGGCCGAGCAGCUGAAGAAGAAUCCCAUCUGCGAAGUCUUGCCAUACGCGCCUGACACCCCGGAGUUGAUGGAGCUGCCUGCUGAUACGGGCGAUGGGUCCAAAAUCGUUGCGCCCAUUGCCGACAUUGACGACGGCUUGAACAUUGAUGGUAAGGAUGUUGAGGAUGAGGGCGUGCUUGACGUCGCCAACAUUGUUGUAAGCGGUCAAACCAGGGAAUUCCUAGCCAAGAAGGAGAAAGAGAAGGCCGAAAGGGCCAAAGCCGGCCGCAAAGCAAAGGAGAGGGAAGGCAAUGAGGCGGCUGCAGCAAGGACUGCAAGGCUUCCAAACUCCAAACGGCCCUGGAAUGUGUUCCAUUAUGAGGAGCUGGUCACAGAGGAGGUUCCCGUCGCGGCACCCGUACCGGCACCGGCACCAGCGCCUGCGCCCGCCUCGAUCCCUGCUAUAGCGCCUACUCCGGCGGGAAUAGAAAAUAGUACCACGGACGUCACCAUGGGAGACGCAUCCGGGGCGACAACAGGGACAGCCCCAGAAGCAGCAACAGCAACAACAGCCCCCAUCGAAGGCUCCGCGAUCGAUGUCGCAAAACCAGAGCCAAGUGCAGAUCAACAGCAGGCCAGCGUCGGCAGCGAGGCAGUAAAGCCCGAGGAGGCAAAAGCAGAAGCACCGCCAGCUCCGGCCGCUCCUGAAACCGCUCAGCUCACAGAGAAGCAGACCAAGCGCGUGCGGCGGGACAUUGAGAUUGGCAUCGAGCGGUUUCUCUUUGCGGAACGUGCCGAGAUUGACCGCAUAGUCACUGCCAUCUACCGUGCCGUACAAGGGAUCGAGAACAUGUACAUGCGGCCGUACUGCUGGGAGAACAUUGUCUUUGUUGGCAACGGCACACGCAUCCGCGGCCUCAAGGACAACAUCAUGCAGACAUUGCAGGCGCGGCACCUGGUGUCGCCCAGCUCGGCCACCAUGUUUACCUCGGAGCUGCCGUCCAACUUGGGCACGCCGUCGGGCACCGGAUCCCAGACCCCUACCGGCUCCUUCACGGGCGCCCCACAUCAGCUGCCCACUACCAGCAGCGUCAACCCGCUGCUCCAAGCGGCAACCACGGCGAGCCUCGGCAUCCCGGGCGGCCCUGCCGCUGUCGCCGCCGCGGCCGCGGCCGCUGCUAAUGCUAAUGCGCCCGGCUCCAACGCUGGCGACGCUAGUUCGGCCCCCAGCCACCACUUCCACAGCCAAACGCCCACCACCAUCAAGCUUGCGCAGCUGCCCACCUACCUUAGCGAGUGGACUAAGAACGGCUUCGAGGAGGCCAUGUUCCUUGGCGCCCAGGUCGCCGCCCGUCUUGCCUUUUGCAUCCACAACUUGGACGUCCAGGGCCUCGAAAGCCAGCGGCUGAUGAGCUUGACCCGGAUAGACUAUAAUGAGCACGGGCCCAAAGCGAUUCGGUCGCAUUCGAUGCUGGGGUGACGGCAUUAUGGAGACGGCUGGUGUUUAUCGCGAGUGCUAGGGAGUGCGAAGGUAGGCUCCAAAGAGUUGUUGGCUUGGGCAGUUAGGGAGGUAGGUAGGGUAUCUAGGUUGGCUGGCCGAGGGGUGUUUUCUGUCACCCCUCUCCCUCUUUAUGAUUAAGUUGGAAAUAUCAAAUAUUAACACGAAGUGCCAAAAAAAAAAAAAGAGCCUUGCAGGUCGUCCUGCAGAGGUUAUAGACCUAGAAUGUUUCUUCGUGGUGACGUGUGGUUGUUACACCAUCCCCGCGUGGAAACGAACAGCGAGAAUUUGCUAUUUGAUCUGAGGCACCCUUUCACUAGAAGUACGAGGCUCUGCUUGUAGUUGGUGUGUAUCGUGGCAGCAUUUCGUCGCGUGAAUUCCAUGACUCCCAGUGCGUUCCGCGCGCCGGAGAUGCCCCGGUGCCAAAACAUGAGCUUGACCUCUUGAUGUUUAC
Lasiosphaeria miniovina is the source of this 2956-nucleotide messenger RNA. RefSeq lists its product as uncharacterized. Lineage: Eukaryota; Fungi; Ascomycota; Sordariomycetes; Sordariales; Lasiosphaeriaceae. The record is from RefSeq and is a predicted model, not a curated record. The coding region runs from base 277 to 2484 and encodes 735 amino acids. The transcript is spliced from 3 exons. Gene Ontology annotation, cellular component: SWI/SNF complex; RSC-type complex. Gene Ontology annotation, biological process: regulation of transcription by RNA polymerase II.